CCCGUCAAAGCAGGGCUCUCUAAUAAUGGGGAAGCCGCUCCGCGCCUGCUUCUGGGUAGAGCACUGGGCAUGCUUUAGAGCUCAUUGCUCCCACUGCAGUCCCGUGAGGUAGGUGUGGUCAUUACUCCACUGAAUAGAUGGGGAAACCGAGGCUGGACGGAGCCAGGUCUGUCCCUCUCCACUAUCCCCACAGCACAGAGCUUAGGGGAUUAAGAGGGAGUUUAUAUGCAAAUUGCCCGGCACAUUCCCUAAUGUUUUCUUUCUUCCUCACUCCCUCCCUUCCUUCAGAUCUGGGGCUGGGACCCCAAAAACCUGGGUGCAGGGCUCCGGGUCCCCUGAGGCCUGCGGAGACCAUGAUGGACCUCGGCCGCAGCGGCUUCUGAGCUCAUGGAGCCCUCGGCCACCCCGGGGGCCCAGAUGGGGGGCCCCGCUGGCAGCAGGGAACCGUCCCCGGUGCCUCCUGACUAUGAAGAUGAGUUUCUCAGCUAUUUGUGGCGUGAUUACCUGUUCCCGAAGCAGUACGAGUGGGUGCUCAUCGCCGCCUACGUGGUUGUGUUCCUCGUGGCCCUGGUGGGCAACACGCUGGUCUGCCUGGCCGUGUGGCGCAACCACCACAUGAGGACCGUCACCAACUACUUCAUCGUCAACCUGUCCCUGGCAGACGUGCUGGUGACGGCCAUCUGCCUGCCAGCCAGCCUGCUGGUGGACAUCACCGAGUCCUGGCUCUUCGGCCAUGCCCUCUGCAAGGUCAUCCCUUACCUACAGGCCGUGUCUGUGUCAGUGGCGGUGCUAACCCUCAGCUUCAUCGCCCUGGACCGCUGGUAUGCCAUCUGCCACCCGCUGUUGUUCAAGAGCACGGCCCGGCGUGCCCGUGGCUCCAUCCUGGGCAUCUGGGCUGUGUCGCUGGCUGUCAUGGUGCCCCAGGCUGCCGUCAUGGAAUGCAGCAGCGUGCUGCCCGAGCUUGCCAACCGCACCCGGCUCUUCUCUGUCUGCGAUGAACGCUGGGCAGAUGACCUCUAUGCCAAGAUCUACCACAGUUGCUUCUUCAUUGUCACCUACCUGGCCCCACUGGGCCUCAUGGCCAUGGCGUAUUUCCAGAUCUUCCGCAAGCUCUGGGGUCGCCAGAUCCCGGGCACCACGUCGGCCCUGGUGAGGAACUGGAAGCGGCCCUCAGACCAGCCGGAGGAGCAGGGCCAGGGCCUGGGCGCAGAGCCCCCGCCGCGGGCCCGGGCCUUCCUGGCUGAGGUGAAGCAGAUGCGCGCUCGGAGGAAGACAGCCAAGAUGCUGAUGGUGGUGCUGCUGGUCUUUGCCCUCUGCUACCUGCCCAUCAGCGUCCUCAAUGUCCUGAAGAGGGUGUUCGGGAUGUUCCACCAAGCCAGCGACCGAGAAGCCGUCUAUGCCUGCUUCACCUUCUCCCACUGGCUGGUGUACGCCAACAGCGCGGCCAACCCCAUCAUCUACAACUUCCUCAGUGGCAAAUUCCGGGAGCAGUUCAAAGCCGCCUUCUCCUGCUGCCUGCCCCGCCUGGGUCCCUGCGGCUCUCUGAGGACCCCCAGCCCCCGCUCCUCUGCCAGGCACAAGUCCUUGUCCUUGCAGAGCCGCUGUUCCGUCUCCAAAGUCUCAGAGCACGUGGUGGUCACCAGCGUCACCACGGUGCUGCCCUGAGCGAGGCUGCCCUGUGGCUCCAGGGGG
Molecule: messenger RNA, 1692 nt
Organism: Myotis davidii
Lineage: Eukaryota; Metazoa; Chordata; Mammalia; Chiroptera; Vespertilionidae
Gene: HCRTR1
Product: hypocretin receptor 1
Exons: 7
Coding region: 388-1665 (425 amino acids)
Biological process (GO): feeding behavior; G protein-coupled receptor signaling pathway
Cellular component (GO): membrane
Molecular function (GO): orexin receptor activity
Source: RefSeq, a predicted model, not a curated record